AUUUCAGCUGCUGCCGGCGCGAGCUCCAUCAGGCUCCCAGAAUAGCACAGCCAGGUUCCCGGCAGCCUCGGGCCACACCGCAGCUGGGCUUCCGGAGAGGCAGGCAGGGUGGAGCGGCCGGCCACGCAGGGAGCAGCUGGGCCUGGACACCGCCCAGGAGCCGGCCCCGGCCCUGCCCGCCGGGGGCUCUGUCCGUCCGUGGGGCCCAGCAGGAGCCUGGCCCGGGAGCCGGGAUGGCCACCCCCACAGCCUUGCUGACGUGCCUGGGACUGCCUCUCUUGCUGCUCCCAGGCGCUUGGGCCCAGGACUCGGCCCCUCCUGGCUGCAGCCCGGACCUCGACCCGCUCUACUACAACCUGUGUGACCGCUCCGAGGCCUGGGGCAUCAUCUUGGAGGCGGCGGCCGGCGCGGGUAUCGUCACCACCUUUGUCCUCACCAUCAUCCUGGUGGCCAGCCUCCCCUUCGUGCAGGACACCAAGAAGCGCGGCCUCCUGGGCACCCAGGUGUUCUUCCUGCUGGGCACCCUGGGCCUCUUCUGCCUGGUCUUCGCCUGCGUGGUGAAGCCCGACUUCUCCACCUGUGCCUCUCGGCGCUUCCUCUUCGGCGUCCUCUUUGCCAUCUGCUUCUCCUGCCUGGUGGCGCACGUCUUCGCCCUCAACUUCCUGGCCCGGAAGAACCACGGGCCCCGGGGCUGGGUGACCUUCGCCGUGGCCCUGCUGCUGACCCUGGUGGAGGUGAUCAUCAACACGGAGUGGCUGAUCCUCACGCUGGUCCGCGGCGGCGGCGAGGGCGGCUCCCCGGGCAAUGCCAGCGCGGCCGGGGCCCCGGGCCCCCCCUGCGCCGUGGCCAACGUGGACUUCGUCAUGGCCCUCAUCUACGUGAUGCUGCUGCUCCUGGCCGCCUUCACGGGGGCCUGGCCCGCCCUGUGCGGCCGCUUCAAGCGCUGGCGGAAGCACGGGGUCUUCGUGCUGCUGGCCACGGCCACCUCCAUCGCCAUCUGGGUGGUGUGGAUCGUCAUGUACACCUACGGCAACAGGCAGCGGGAAAGCCCCUCCUGGGACGACCCCACGCUGGCCAUCGCGCUGGCCGCCAACGCCUGGGCCUUCAUCCUCUUCUACGUCAUCCCUGAGGUGUCUCAGGUGACCAAGGCCAGCCCGGAGCAGAGCUACCAGAGCGACAUGUACCCCACGCGGGGGGUGGGCUACGAGACCAUCCUGAAGGAGCAGAAGGGCCAGAGCAUGUUCGUGGAGAACAAGGCGUUUUCCAUGGACGAGCCGGCGGCAGCUAAGAGACCAGUGUCCCCGUACAGUGGGUACAACGGGCAGCUGCUGACCAGCGUGUAUCAGCCCACCGAGAUGGCCCUGAUGCACAAAGGCCCGUCCGAAGGAGCCUACGACGUCAUCCUCCCACGGGCCACCGCCAACAGCCAGGUGAUGGGCAGCGCCAGCUCGACACUGCGGGCCGAGGACAUGUACGCGGCCCAGGGCCAGCAGCCGCCCGCCGUGCCCAGGGACGGCCCGGACUCUCAGGCUCAGUCCCCGCAAAAUAAAACAAGAUGGUAGCCAGACGCCCUCCUCCCGGGACCGCACGCCGUCCUGAUGUCUCAUCCCUCUGUCCAGGCUGGGCAGGGCUCAGCACCUUUCCUGACCUUGUCCUUGGAGCUGGGCGGGACCGGAGCCCGCCGACCUGGAGCCGUGGACUGAAUGGGGGGCCCUGUGGAAUCCAGGCCUGCGGCUGGGGCUCUUAGGUCUCCCCCUUGCUGCCCAGCCCGCCUCUCCUGGCCCCCAAGUGACGGAGGCCGAGGGGGCCGCCUGCAGGCCCCAGCCUGCCUCCCCUCUUGCUGUGCCCCCAAGUCACAGCCUGGCUCCCCAGAUGGCCGUCUGCUAUCUUCGCGCCAUGGGCCUGCCCGCCCGUCUUGGCAGCGUCCAGCAUCGGUGUGGCCCCACUCCGCCUAGAUGACCGUCCUUCAUCUUCGGAGCGGGGCUCUGGCAGCAGCUGGCCGCUCGGGCCGUGGGGGUCCCCGGGGGCGGGGGAGACAGACGCGCCCCUGCAGGGCGGGAGCCUGGCCCCUGGGUGCUCCACACAUACCCUCCCCCACCGCACCCCUGUGGGGGUGAGGGCCGCAUCUCAGGGACCAGCUGAGAACCCCGACCGGCUGGAUUGAGGGGCAGAUGCGGGGCUUGGGGGGCCCCUCGGACGAGGGGGACCAGGACUGAGGCUUGUGCCACCCCUCUGGGCAGAUGGGCAGGCUUCCGCCUCACCAGCUCUGUCGGCGUGCCGGCUCCACCGCCCGCCAUGAGCCGCUCCAGAGGGUCCUGGUGCUCCCCCGAGGAAGUCGGGGGCUUCCUGGGGUGCCUGCCUGAUGUUGGCACCAAGGACAGAUGUGUGCUGCCCCGGACUAGUCUCCCGGCUUUAGCCUGCUGGGGGGGCUUGUCCCAGGCCCCCCAGGUGGUGUGCCCUGGAGCUCAGCAUCACCCAGCGGCUGGGCCCACCUGGCCCUGCAGCCCGCCCCCUCUGCUGCGCCCCGUCACUGACUAUGCCUGCAGAGCAUAGGGCUGCACCCCAGAGGGUGAGCCCCGCUCAUUCACCAACCCGUUGCACUGUGGUUGCUUAGUCCCAUGAGUGGCAUCACGACCCACCAUGGACGUCCACAGACCUCCCGUGACCUCACAGGGACUCCCUGGCCGCCAUAAGCCGGGCCUUCCCCGGGGAGGGCGUGAGCGUGCUGGCGGCCCGGGGGGCGGGGAGCAGCCCGAGUCCUCUGGGGGUGAGGCUUGGGGAGGGAUGGGCCCCAGACAGACGCAGGCAUCCGGGCCGCGCGAGUGCCCCAGCCCUGCUUUGCUUGCUCAGGGCUCAGGCCCGGGGGCAGGUAGAUGCGCCUGUAGGAGAAGGGGCGCCGGGGUCUGGCCCCGCUGCGCCCCCGACAAGCCUGGGACGGGAGAGAACUCGGUGAGCCAGACAGGACGUGCGGCCGCUCCCCAGCCGCGUAGCGGAAGCAGGGCAGUCUCGCCUCAACUGCCAGAAUUAAACACCUCCUGCAUUUGUGAGGAGCUACAACCACCGAACCCCUGUGCGCUCAGUAAGAAUUUCUUGCAAUUUAGCAACAGGCAUUUUUCAUCCUAGAUUCCUUGCUGCUGAAACCAACAGGCUGAUAGAUUCUACCCUCUUCAUGCUUGGGGACUGGUUCUCAGCUGAGCCCAAGCCUAGUACUCGCCCGCUCCAGGAUCUGGGGGUACAGGCAGAGUGGGUGGGACACCGCUGGACCCCUGUGUGCAGGUGACUGGAUCACCUUGUGAAAGGGUACAGCGGACCUGGUCGUACCUCUCAGAUCUGGGGGACCCGGUGGGCCGUGCACAGCCUUGUUUUAACAUACAGUUCCCACGCCUUUGGGGACCCUCACAGAAGAACGAGAAACAGAUGCACCAAGUGAGGUGCUGUGUGGCGCAGCGGGCAAGGAGGGUCACCAGCGCUUGCUCUCGCCCCAGGGGAGAGCUAAGGUCAGGCACGGGUGUGGCGACCAGCUGCACCCCCCCUCAGCCCUCCGGAAGCUGCGGCCCCUCAGGCAGCCGCAGGGUCAUGUAGCAUCUGCGCUGGGAUGCUGGCUCUGACCUCACCAGCGGCCCCUGGGCGCAGGGCGAGGCUCUCACCUCGGUGUCCUUGAAGUGGGGACCCCUGUUGGGGACUUAGGGCGCUUGGAGGAAUUGGGGACCAGAGAGCCACGGCCCUGGCCGCAGGUCAGCGCUGCAGACAGGAUGAGCCUGCGGGGCUGCCCGCCACGGGUUCCAGAAGUACUUGCACCCCGAGCUGAGAUUUAAUGCUCCGGCUCCCCCAAGUCACCUCAUGGAAGUCACAGCCACGGCGGAGCAUCUGGGGCCCGUGCCCGCGCCCUGCCCAGACGCGGGUCUCCAGGCCACAGGUCACUGCUGUCACUGCCCCCUCUGCCCUGACUCCUCCGGCCCCCAGAGCAGGAGGCUAGCCCCGUGCAGUUGCGGGGCUCUAACGGGGUGCUGAGGAGAGGGUCAGCCCCUUGGCCGUGCCCUGACCACAGGGCUUGGCGAUCCAGCAAGUAGCUGAAGAGCUGGGCCCAGGGCGUCUUGCUCAUGGCAAACGUUUACUGGGCACCAGGAGCUGAGCUGACCUGGCCCCGCCCGCUGGGCUGUCUAACUCCCUCCUGGCCAGGUCAGGCCCUGGGCUGAAGCAGGUGCUGGCCGGUGUUCAAUCCCUGACCGGCAUGAAGUGGACAGAUAAGGCUCCUACACCCCCCCUCCCCCCAAAACACCUUUUCUGUCAUCUCCACCUAGGCAGCUCCCCUGCCCCAGAUUCCUCAUCAAAAUGAACCCUGAGCCUCCCGCUCUGCUUAAGCCCUGAAGCUGGGGUCCUCACAUUUGUGAGGAGAACCCCAAGCCUCAAGGCUGUGCUGAGGUGUGCCUGCCGCGUGGACUACAGGUCUAAGCCCCGUGAGCUUGCUGUCGCGGCCACCAUCUGGCAGGGUCUGAUUAGCCCUGGGUCCCCUAAGGUGGGGGCCUCCUCAGGUCGGGGCGCAGGGCCAGCACCACAGGCCCGCGGGGUCCCUGGUCUAAUUCGUACCUGAUGUUCCACGCCCCCGCAGCACAGAGGGCCCCGGGCCGUUCUGUGGGGUCAGAAUCCUUCCGCUGCCCCCCAGUCCAGGCACCUGGGACCGCCCAAGGCCCGAGGUGGGAACCCCGCCUCAGACGCUGACAUCACUCCUCAGCGGGCGCCCGCCCCCAGCCCCCAGCCAACCCGAGGCCGCCUCCUCCCCACCCUCUCCCCAGCACCCCUGCAACCUGAUCCCCGCCACCGCGCAAACCAGCCGCGACCGGCUGUCUGGGCUCUGCCACUGCGGCUCAGUCCCAGGGCCGCGCCUGACUGCUGCUGGUGACCUUUCCCCUGACCCUCCCUCGCUGAGUUUGGGUGGCUGGGGUAAUGGGGCCUGGCACGGGCGCCCCACCGCUGCCUGGGGGUUCGCGCCAGGCGGGUUCCGGUUUCACGGCUGACUUGCGCCGUCCUGUGCUCUGUAGGGCUGUGAGAAGCUUCCACGCCUGGAAGCCGGGGCCCACUGCUGUCACAGCGGAAACUGUCCCCAGAGGGGCCCAGUGCCCCCGGGGAGACCCAGGGCUCUGGGAGUCCCCGUGGGUACCCGCUGCUCCCGGGGUGUGGUGGGGGUGCUGCUGCUCCCUCUAUCCCUCUGGUUUACAGAUGUCCCCGGCCGACCUGGGGCUGUGACUGUCCACCUGAGGCGUCUGGGCGGCCAGCCCGUCCCUGGUGCGCGAG
Condylura cristata (star-nosed mole) is the source of this 5292-nucleotide messenger RNA. It is a transcript of the gene GPRC5C, whose product is annotated as G protein-coupled receptor, class C, group 5, member C. Bases 234 to 1562 code for a protein of 442 amino acids. Gene Ontology annotation, molecular function: protein kinase activator activity; G protein-coupled receptor activity. The record is from RefSeq and is a predicted model, not a curated record. Gene Ontology annotation, cellular component: intracellular membrane-bounded organelle; signaling receptor complex; extracellular exosome. Gene Ontology annotation, biological process: G protein-coupled receptor signaling pathway. Lineage: Eukaryota; Metazoa; Chordata; Mammalia; Eulipotyphla; Talpidae. The transcript is spliced from 5 exons.